AUGGGAAAUCAAGUGUCCCCCGAGGCUCAUGGGCCUGAUGGGCCUGAAUUGCCUGUGCCGGAGUCUCCAAAUACAAAACUUGUGGACGGCGCAAAGAAGAAGAAAAAGUCGCGCAAGUCCAAGAACAAGGACCGUUCGUCCCCGCCAGCACCUUCAAAUCAUGUUGAACUCGCACAGUCUCGAGACGAAGAUCAGUCACGGCCCUCGAAGCGAAAGCACGAGUCCGAUCCCGAGCACAAGAAGAAAAAGAAGAAGAAGCAUCAUGAAGCCAAACGUGAAACCAACGAUGUAUCAAUGAAUGUCGCGAAGGUCGAGCCAGAACAGAUAACCAGCCCGCAACCUGAAACCUCGCCGGAGGCGUCCCGCACUGUCCAGAAUGGAGUUGAGAAAGCGACACCCGCCAAAUCUGCCGAAGCUACCAAAUCCCCCGUGCCCAACUCUGUCAGUGACGUCGAUAACCUUUCGACAGUCGAGCUCAACAAUAGGGAAAAGCCGAAGAAACUCAGAGGGUCGCGUCCCGGCGGAAAAGACAAUUUGAAAGUUGGAUUCUUCACACCUGACGAAGUUGAGAAAGUAGAACAUUUCAAAAUCUCUUGGAGUAACAUGCAUGGCAUUGGCCAUACAACUUUCAAUGAAAUGAUUCAGCACUCUGAGCGAGAAGGUGCUGAAUGGCCGGGUCCACCGGACGCCCCCUCAAAGCAUGAGUUAUGGACCGACAUCUAUGCAGUCCUUCCUGACCGUGACCGCCGAUCCCUGUAUCGUUUCGCGCGGAGGCAUUUUCAGAUUCCCGGCCAGAAAGCGCACGAGUGGACAAAGGAGCAGGAUGAGGAGCUUGUUGAAUUGAUGAAACAACAUCCCGCGAAGUAUGCCCUCAUUGGCAAAAUGCUUGGCCGCAGCGACGAUGAUGUUACGCAGCGUUGGAAAAAUCGUCUUCAACACCGUGAAAAGAUGAACCGUGGCAAUUGGAAUCUCGAUGAAACACUUGGCUUCAUGAAAUCUUUGCAAGAUUUCUUUGAAGCUCACAAGGAAAUCAGCCCCGCGACUGCUGGUAAUGACAUAUAUGAAAUGGACCAGAAAGUAAUUCCAUGGGGCUCAGUCAGUGAUUCCAUCAGCAACAGUCGUUCGCGUCAACAAUGUGCCGACAAGUGGCGCAAGGUCUGCUCAAAGGUAAAGGCUGAGCGUGCCAAAGGCAACAAAGACUAUGUUUUCGAUCCUCAAGCAACCGUGGAGAAGACAUCUCGAUGGAAGGAACGAUCGUGCGGUGCCAACAGUAAGGAGCGCGUGAUCGAGGACGAGGAGGACGACAACGACGAAAGCCCAGUCGCAACCAGCACCCCGGCAUCAAAACUCAAGUACGGAUUCGUGGACCACCAAAUCAUGACGGGAAUGAUGCCCAAGGCAGAAAACGACACCCCGAUCAAGACCACCUCUUCGCCUCUACCUGAUGUCGAUAUGGAAGAUGAGGAGGAAAAGAUCAAGGCUGCCAACAAGCUUAAAUCCUCCAAGAAACGCCGACAUUCCGAAGUCGAGGCUGAACCCCAGCCUGAGCCUGAGCUGGUCUUCCCCGAAGUUUCAUCGCCAUCAAAAGAGCAGGCCGAGGACGAGGAGAGGAGAGAAAGGAAGCAAAGAAAGAAGGAGAGGAAAGAGAAGAAGCGUCAGCGUGCUCUUGAAAAGCAAGAGGCUGAGCAGGCACGCAAUGAAGUUGAAGCCGCCGUGACCGCUGCCAAAGAAUCUAGUUUCGGUAAAAAGACAAAGAAGCACAAGAAGCACCGCAAACACCACGAUGCAAACGCUCUCGUGGCUGCCAUUGCAGCUCCAACGUCCGACAAGAAACAGAAGAAGCACCGCAAGUCAGAUGCUGGCGCGAUUGCCAUUGCUGAAUCUCCCGAGACCUUGAAGAAACACAAGGACAAGAAAAAAAAGAAGAAGGCAACUCAUGUCGACGGAGUGACUAUUAAGCAGGAGCACUCUAUUUGA
This is a messenger RNA of Penicillium atrosanguineum, 1977 nucleotides long. RefSeq names its product MYB DNA-binding domain protein. The transcript is spliced from 2 exons. The coding region runs from base 1 to 1977 and encodes 658 amino acids. NCBI's taxonomy places the organism in Eukaryota, Fungi, Ascomycota, Eurotiomycetes, Eurotiales, Aspergillaceae. Gene Ontology annotation, molecular function: DNA-binding transcription factor activity; transcription cis-regulatory region binding. The record is from RefSeq and is a predicted model, not a curated record. Gene Ontology annotation, cellular component: nucleus. Gene Ontology annotation, biological process: regulation of DNA-templated transcription.